CAAGUUCGGUUGUAUAAAUUAUCAUAGAAAACAAAUAAUUUUUCUGAAAAAAAAACUAAGUUAUUGAACGCAAGAUGGAUGUUCUAUCAAAGCCAGCUAUACGUAUUCACCCUACGGCUCCAAUAGUUGAGGUUAACGAUCCAGAUGAUAUCCAAAAUCAAAUCAAUUCGAGCCUUUACGAUGAGAAAGAGUGCAAUUUACUAUUCGAGGAAAUAGAAAUUAUGCGUAAGGAUUACGACAACUGGGAGACAAUUUUUAAGGACAUCUAUUCCAAAGUGAAGCCUGAGAUUAUUUUAUGGGAAAAGGCUUAUAAGGACGUAUGCGAAAUGCUAGAAAAAAACAAUACCCAGGAGAAUUUCACUGGAAGCGAAUGUGGCCCUUAUGUUAGAAUUGUGCACCAGUACAAACAGUCUCGUUUUCUUAAAAAAGAAAGCGAGGAGGAACUCCCCCUUUUCACAUUGCCCAAGGCUUUGGCUUUAAUUCAGCAGAAAAUAAUUUCCCUUAAGACGUCAAUGAUAAAUGUCCAAAUUGAUGAACAGUAUGUAAGCCUUCAGCGGGAUAAAAUCAACUGCAUAGAAAAGUGCCUUAAGAAUAGGGAAAGAUAUCUUACACAUAAAAGAAUUGCUGAAGAGAAAUUGGCAAGUUCGACUGAUAAUUUGGAAAAGGAAUCUCAAGAGUCUUCGGAGGGUCAGCAGGAUUGCAAUGAAAAAUUCAAGGAAGUUAUGUCAUUGGUGGAAAAAGACGCCUCGCUACUAAGCGAAAUAAGAAAUGACAUUUCUCUUCUUUUCAAUGAGCUACCUUCUUUUCAAUCUGAAGAUGAACCGGAUUCAGGAGUUAAUUUAGUUAGAAAAGAAAUCGAUGAACUUCUCUUGAAUUGGGGUAAAGAAAAAGAACAAAAAAAAACACUUGAAAUCGAAUUGGCUGAAGAUCAAGAUAAUCUCAUAAGUUGUAAAGAAUUCGAAUCUACUGAAACCACGUGUGCUUCACAGAUAGGAAAAGAAGAUCACAAUUUUGUAAGAAAUCAUAGGGAUGAAAUAAACUGCAUUGAAAAGUGCAUAAAGAAGAAGGAAAUAUUGCUCGCUCAGAAUAAGAUUGCUGUGGAAAAACUUAAAAAAAUAAGUGCCCAUUUGGCAAGAGAAUCGCAUAGGUUUUCGGAAGAUCUGCAGAUAUCUGACGGAGAAUUCAACGAGUUUAUGUUAGGAGUGGAACAGGACAAUAAUUCUCUAAGCCACAUUACAGAGGAUAUUGUACUUCUAUUCAAUGAGCUUUCGACUCUUCACUCAAAAUUUGGAACGAAUUCAGGUAUUAAUAGCGUUAAAAAAGAAAUUGAUGAGCUUCUUUUGGAAUUGGGAAAGGAAAAAAACCAAGCCAAGCCGACUGAUUUGUUUAAAAAUGAUUUAAUAGUCUCAAAUGGAAUCCAUCCUAAUGAAAACAAUUCAUGUGCCAUCGAUUCAACAGGAAAUUUAACUAAAAACAAUUGGAAUAAAGAUGAAACUAAUUCGACUGAAGGUAACAUCAUUGAAUUUGAAUCUUUAAAAGACACAUUUACUUCACAUUUAGGCAAAAAAGAUCACAAGAAUGUCAAUUCUGGCUCUGAGAAAAUGAACUUAAUAAAAAGGUGCAUACAAAAAAAGAAGUAUUUCUGGCUCAAAACAAAAUUGCUGUAGAAAAACUAAAAUAUAUAAGCAGACAUUUUUCACAGGAGCCCCAAAAGUUUUUGGUAGGUCAGAAGGACUUAAACGCAGAACUUUAUGAGUUUAUGUUGGAAGUGGAAAAGAACAACACUGCAAUUAGCCAUAUUACAGAUGAUAUUUUACUUCUUUUUGAUAAGUUUUCGGCUCUCCGGUGUACAAAUAUCACAAAUAAUGCUAUAAUUGGUGUUAGAAAAGAAAUCGAUAAGCUCCUCUCGAAAUGGGGUGAAGAUACAGAAAAGGCCGAGUCAACAAGCCCUUGUUCAAAUCAAACUGAAAUCGAUUUAAAUAAAAUUGAUUUAAUUGAUUUGACUCAAGAAACAGAUUUGUGGAAUUUAACUAUAGUUGAUACGACAGAAGAAAUCGGUGUUACUGAAAAUGGAAAAGGUGAGUUCAUUAAGAUCCAGUCUACUACAAAUGAUGAGGUUGAAAGAAAUACUUCGACUGAGGGUGAGAUCAACAAAUAUAAUUUAACUAAUGAUGAUUCUACAAAUAUUGAACCUUCGGAAACCGUAAGCACUGCCCAAAAUGAAAAUAAAUGUAAAAUUGACUCCGAAGAGGAAUGUCUUCUUAAAUGUAGUGGUGAAAAUAAAAGUACAUCCAGAAAUUCGGAUUUUGAUCAUAUU
Messenger RNA from Drosophila ficusphila, 2317 nucleotides. RefSeq lists its product as uncharacterized. The transcript is spliced from 3 exons. Lineage: Eukaryota; Metazoa; Arthropoda; Insecta; Diptera; Drosophilidae. The record is from RefSeq and is a predicted model, not a curated record. Bases 75 to 1667 code for a protein of 530 amino acids.